AUGUCGUCUAACACGUUAAACUUAUUAUUGUGCACAGUGUUAUGCGUUCUAGUGAGUUCUAAUUCUCAGACAGUUCACAGACGCUUUGAAUACAAAUAUUCAUUUAAGCCGCCGUAUUUAGCUCAAAAAGAUGGAUCUGUUCCGUUCUGGGAGUAUGGAGGAAAUGCGAUAGCGUCAGGCGAGAGUGUGCGACUUGCGCCAUCACUUAGAAGCCAAAAGGGUGCGAUAUGGACGAAGCAGCCCAUCAACUUCGAUUGGUGGGAGGUGGACAUCAUGUUCAAGAUCACGGGAAGAGGGAGAAUUGGUGCCGAUGGUUUGGCAUUCUGGUACACCACACAGCGUGGAGAGUACACAGGUGACGUCUUCGGCUCCUCAGACAGGUGGAAUGGUCUCGGCGUCAUCUUCGACUCCUUCGAUAACGACAACAAACACAACAAUCCAUACAUCAUGGCCGUGUUGAAUGAUGGCACUAAGAACUUUGAUCACAAGAGUGAUGGUUCCACUCAGCUCCUGUCAGGUUGUCUCAGGGACUUCAGGAACAAGCCGUUCCCAACGCGCGCACGUGUGGAGUACUACAUCAACACUCUUACUGUUUACUUCCAUAAUGGUCUAACCACCAACGAAGCGGACUACGAGCUCUGUUUCCGCGCGGAGAACGUGGUCCUUCCUCGCGGAGGGUUCUUCGGACUCUCGGCGGCCACCGGCGGCCUCGCCGACGACCACGACGUCAUACACCUGCUCACGUCAUCGCUGCACAGCACUCAGCAGACUGGUGGUCAACAAAUAAGCAGCGAUGAACAGCAGAAACUGUCGCAAGAGUACCAGGAGUACCAGAAGAAGUUGGACCAGCAGAAGGAGGACUACAGGAAGGAACAUCCCGAUGAGGUGCGAGACAAGGAGGGCGAGUUCGACGACUGGUUCGAGUCGGACGGUCAGCGCGAGCUGCGCCAGAUCUUCCAGGGACUCGGACACAUACAGGACGUCAUGCGCGAUCUGCACAAGAAGGUGGACGAGGUGGUGGGUAAGCAGAUGAACGCGCUGUCGAUGCUGACGGCGGUGUACAGCCACACGCAGGGGCAGCCGCUGCAGCCUGCACAGGUGGGGCAGGCGGGGCAGGUGCCGCAGAUGCCAGCGUUGCCCAUCACGCGCCAGGACUGGGACGUGCUGGUCGCCAACAACCAGAUCAUGAUCAACACCAUUGCGGAGCUCAAAGCAUUCGUGAUAGAAGUGUCUCGCAAGUCGGACUCGCUGUUGGCGGGUGGGGCGGUUGGUGCGGCUGGUGCGGUCGGGGCUUCCCCGCAGCUGGUGGGCGAGCUGCGCGACGGGCUGCAGCAGGUGAAGCAAGCAGUGGCCAACGUGGCGCAGAGACUGCCGUCGUCGCCCCCGGUGGUGGCGCAACCCAUGUGCCCCACCGUGUCCUGCGCGAGCACCACCACCAUACUGGUGGUGGUGGCCGCUCAACUGCUCCUCAUGUUCCUCUACGGGCUGUACAAGGAAAGAAAGGAAGCACAAGCAAAGAAGUUCUUC
Molecule: messenger RNA, 1527 nt
Organism: Brenthis ino (lesser marbled fritillary)
Lineage: Eukaryota; Metazoa; Arthropoda; Insecta; Lepidoptera; Nymphalidae
Source: the annotation of a GenBank genome assembly